Molecule: messenger RNA, 2868 nt
Organism: Mesorhabditis spiculigera
Lineage: Eukaryota; Metazoa; Nematoda; Chromadorea; Rhabditida; Rhabditidae
Source: the annotation of a GenBank genome assembly
AUGGACUUUGUGGCCGACUUCAAAAAAGAGCUGCGGCAUUGUCCACGGGAGUCCCGACUCGUCUUCCUGCUCUGGGGUGUCGACGCACUAAAGGGAGGCCCGACCAUCGAUCAUACUGCCGUUGGCGGAGAUCCCGACCUGAGAACCUAUCAAUAUUUGGCCCAGGCGUCACUGCCAAUGUUUGAUCAUAACAACAUCCUCCGCCAAGGCCAAAUCAUGCUCCCUCUGUCGACACAACGUGACUGGGCCGUACAGCCUUGGGGUGGCCAGCCCUUGCUCUGCUCCGAACGAGAUGCUGUCGUCAUAAUUUCUUUGCCAGGAUAUGACUACGACGUCCACUUCCCCGAUAUUAGCGACGUGGAGCCGGCACUGCCGAUGAGCUUCUACGACAUGCCCGAGCAUCAACAGGAGGAAAUCGAGGAUCUACUCGAGCUCAAGGACCCCGAAAAGCUGGAGCAAGAGUGGAAGGAGCUGCUAUGGGAAAAGCGAUACCAUCUGAUGAACAGCUCGGAGGCGUUGCCCCUGGUUUUGGCCAGCGUUCCGGAUUGGGCCUAUGGAUGGCUGCCAAAUAUCUAUCCGCUGAUCGAGGGAUGGACGAUACUGUCACCAGUGGAGGCCAUUCAGCUCUUGUUACCUCAAUACCCCGAUCGAGUCGUCCGCUCAAAAGCCGUCGAAUGGAUCAGGAGGGCAUCCAGUGAUUUCCUAUUUAACUUUAUGCCCCAGCUCGUCGAGGUGCUCCGAUUUGAGCUGUAUGAAGACUCUUCAUUGGCUGAACUUUUGCUAGAACUCUCCUACAAAGAUCUGCGAUUCGCUUACGAGCUGUAUUGGCAACUGCAACAGCGAGUGGACCAUUGCCCGGCCAACGACUUUUCCGCGAACACGGCCUGUUACGUCAGGAGGUGCCAAAUGUUGCAGAAGGAGCUGUUGUCAAGAAAGGAAUCCGCCCUCCUCACCCACAGCAUCUACCUGCAGCACAAACUUUUGAACACCCUAGACGACCUUCAACGAGAACUGAAGAUCACUACGGAUAGCGAAAAGCUCAAUAUCCUCCGACAGCGCCUCGGUUUCCUGGAUGGAGAUUUGCUCGGCAGAAACAUCGACGUUGCCAAGUGCGGAAUCUUCAACUCGAACGCCAAGCCGUUGCGCAUUGUCUUCCGUGGGCUGAAGAGCAAAUUUUCAGUGAUUCACAAGGACGGCGAUGACAUGCGCCAAGACGCGCUUGUGAUCCAGCUAGUUCGGGUGAUGAACGACAUCUGGUUGUGCGAGGGACUGGACCUGCGGAUGAUCACUUUCCGUUGCGCUACAGUUGGAUAUAGGAAAGGCAUGGCCGAGCUCGUGUCCGACUGCCAAACCCUGUGCGACAUCCAAAAAGCCGAGGGCAUGGCCGGGGUCUUCAAGGACGACGUGUUAUGCAAGUGGCUGGAGAAGUACAACUCAUCCGAGUAUAGCUAUAAAGUGGCGGAGGACAACUUCCGGCGCUCGUGCGCAGGGUGGUGCGUGGCGACGUUUGUGCUGGGGAUUGGAGAUCGUCACAACGACAACAUCCUAUUGACGUCGAUGGGCCACGUCUUCCACAUCGAUUUCGGGAAGUAUAUGGGCGAUUGGCAGAUGGCUGGACCGGUGAAGAGAGACCGAGUCCCGUUCGUCUUCACCAAGGAGAUGUACGCCGUCAUCAACCGGGGCGAGGUCCAGGGCGCCAACGAUGGCUAUCAAUCGUUCAUCGAUUUCUGUUGCCAAGCCUUCAACCACCUGCGGAGUAAACACGCCCAUAUUUUGAGCUUGUUGAAAAUUAUGCAAUGCUCCGACAUCCCUGGUAUCAACGCGCAAUCUCUGCAUUUUGUGCAAAAGAACCUGAUGCUCGGUAUGAGCGACACCGACGCGACGGCUGAAUUUACGAAGAUGAUCACGAUCUCUCUCGGCUCAACGUUCGUCCGGCUGAACUUCUUCGCGCACACCUUCGCCCAAAUGCUGAGCGGACAAACUGUACGACCAAUUGACCAGCCAGAUACGCUGUCAUUUGUACCUCAUCGGCAUACGAUGGAAACCGACGGCCGAAUCCAGGACGUAAAGCUCCUAUACCCGGAAAAACGCAUGAUGCCCCAGAAAGUUUAUCUGUACCGAAUGGUUGUCUACCGAGAUCAGGAAACCAUUGCCACCACCGUAUACCGUUCGUUUGCCGAAUUCGAGGAGUUGGCUUUGAAGCUGAAGAUGCGGCACCAUUCCUCAGCUCCAAACUGGGUGAAAGAAAACGCACGGUCCAACAACCGGGAAGUGGCUCUGAAACGGUUGUCGGCUAUGAAGGACUACCUGCGAGUACUUCUUCACGGCGCGCCUUCAGCAGUGCGAAACGACCCACUCGUCUACACGUUUUUCCAUAUCAUCCUCCGGGACAACACACUCCAGAAUGGACCUGAAGUCCUGGAGCCAGCAGCCGGCCGUCCCGUCCAAAUCCGGCUUCUGCUCUCCUGGCAAGCGACCACGAGCCAGUUGAAGGUUUUUGUCGGGCAUGUCAAGCAUCUACCAAUGUUGACGACCGGACAGGCCCCAGACUCCUACGUCAAAACCUAUCUUCGUCCGGAUCAGAAUUCCAAGAAAAAGACGAAAAUCGUAAGGUCUUCGUUGAACCCAACGUUCAAUGAAGAGCUCUGCUACGACAUUGGCGAAGUUCGAGACGUAAAACGAUUCCUCGAUGGCCAUUCGCUAGACAUUUCAAUCUGGAGCGCCGGAGGGUUGAAGGACAACAACAAAAUGUUCCACACCCAAAUCCAGCUCCAUCGACUGUACAACAAGACUGCUGACCGGAAGGGGAAUUUAUCGUGGGACGAUUGGCAUGAUUUGUCCAAGUUUGGGCUUCAUCUGCCGCAUUCU